AAGAAAAAUCUCAUCUUUUCCAUCUGACGUUGCUGUUUUAAUCUGUUUUACGACACCCAAAUCGUCAAAAAAAUUAUUAAAUUAAUAAAAGGACGAUGAACAUUUCUUCUUCUUCUUCUUCUCUCUCUAUAAAUCUCUAUCAAACUCAUCCACCUUUUCUUCCUAGCACGACCACAAACACUUGUUCUUCUUCCUUUUCCUCUGCAACUAGUUGUUCCCCAAGGUGUUCCUUUUCUAGCUCCCCUGUUUCCCUCGGUGCUUUGCGUCCCCGGAGAUCACCCAAUAGCUUGAUUCGCAAGAAAAAUCAAAGUUUACUCGCCGGACUUGAGGUGGUUUCUGCUUCUUCUGGGUCUAACGAGGAUAUGACUAUUACUGACGUUAGGGAAGGUGAGGAAUCGGAGAUCGAGGCUCCGCUCCUCGACCCCGAGUCCUACUCCAAGCCUAGGAGAAUUGCUCUCUUCGUUGAGCCUUCUCCUUUUGCAUAUGUCUCAGGAUACAAAAACAGAUUCCAGAACUUCAUUAGGUAUCUACGUGAAAUGGGAGACGAGGUUAUAGUCGUGACGACACAUGAAGGUGUUCCCGAAGAGUUUUAUGGAGCCAAAGUCAUUGGAUCUAGAAGCUUCCCUUGCCCUUACUACCAGAAGGUUCCUCUCUCGCUUGCGCUUAGUCCAAGAAUUAUCUCCGAAAUUGCUCGGUUUAAGCCUGACAUUAUACACGCUUCCUCUCCUGGAAUUAUGGUUUUUGGUGCUCUUGCAAUAGCAAAGAUGUUAUCUGUUCCGAUAGUAAUGUCUUACCACACACACGUCCCUGUUUACAUCCCAAGAUACACUUUUAGUUGGUUGGUCCAACCAAUGUGGUCAAUAAUAAGAUUUCUUCACCGAGCGGCUGAUCUUACAUUAGUUCCUUCCGCAGCCAUUGGAAAAGAUCUUGUAGCAGCUGGUGCAACUGCAGCUAAUCAACUUCGACUAUGGAAUAAGGGUGUCGAUUCAGAAAGCUUUAAUCCCCGUUUCCGUUCUCAAGAAAUGCGUAUAAGACUGAGUAAUGGUGAACCAGAAAAGCCUCUAGUGAUCCAUGUAGGACGUAUUGGCGUAGAAAAGAGUUUGGAGCUUCUAAAAAGUGUAAUGGACAAGUUGCCUGAAGCUCGGAUUGCUUUUAUUGGAGAUGGGCCAUACAGAGAGGAUCUAGAGAAGUUGUUCGCCGGAAUGCCAGCUGUUUUCACGGGAAUGUUAUCAGGUGAGGAACUCUCACAAGCUUACGCAAGCGGAGAUGUAUUUGUGAUGCCAUCAGAGUCAGAGACGCUUGGCCUUGUGGUUCUUGAGGCAAUGGCUUCAGGACUUCCCGUUGUUGCGGCUCGAGCUGGUGGAAUCCCUGAUAUCAUCCCUGAAGAACAGGAGGGCAAAACCGGGUUCUUAUUCAACCCUGGAGAUGUGGAAGACUGCGUGACGAAGCUCAAAGCCUUAUUGGAGGACAGUGAGACAAGAGAAAUCAUUGGAAAAGCUGCGAGAGAAGAGACGGAGAAGUAUGAUUGGAGAGCAGCAACGACGAAGAUACGCAAUGAACAGUACGGAGCGGCGAUAUGGUUCUGGAGGAAGAAGAAAGCUCAGGUUCUUGGACCUAUCAAUUGGUUGGUUAAACGACUCUUCCCUGUGCCUCCCGAAGUUAACGCCUAGGAGCUGAAGCAAUCAAACAAUGUGGAUUUGCUUGAAAUGAUGUUACUUUGGUUAAUGGUGUUUUAUCUUCUCAUACUUUGAUUACUUACGUGUUUAUGCCAAACUUGACGUUGUAAAAUGUGUCAUCUGGGUGGGUGGGGGGUUUAAAACCUGGUGUGGACUGGCUUUUAGGGUUUUUAUAUUUUCACAUCACCUACUUGUGUUUUUCAUGUACUAUAUUAUUUUGUUUUUUUUUUGUUUGUAUAAAAAUGGUUAGCAGCUUGUUUAAUGUUUCUGUCUUGCUGUUUUGUAACUAGUAGUGGUUGACAAGAUACAUCUUACUUAAUAAUAAUAACUAA
Eruca vesicaria subsp. sativa (arugula) is the source of this 2008-nucleotide messenger RNA. Lineage: Eukaryota; Viridiplantae; Streptophyta; Magnoliopsida; Brassicales; Brassicaceae. The record is from the annotation of a GenBank genome assembly.